Messenger RNA from Phymastichus coffea, 3669 nucleotides. It is a transcript of the gene trp, whose product is annotated as transient receptor potential protein. Gene Ontology annotation, molecular function: protein binding; store-operated calcium channel activity; inositol 1,4,5 trisphosphate binding. Gene Ontology annotation, biological process: regulation of cytosolic calcium ion concentration; calcium ion transmembrane transport; manganese ion transport. The transcript has 13 exons. The record is from RefSeq and is a predicted model, not a curated record. Bases 22 to 3453 code for a protein of 1143 amino acids. Gene Ontology annotation, cellular component: cation channel complex; membrane. Lineage: Eukaryota; Metazoa; Arthropoda; Insecta; Hymenoptera; Eulophidae.
CGUUAAUCACCGCACGCAACAAUGGGGAUCCGCGCCUACAUAAAUCUCGCGGCGACGAGCUGCUCUCGUUUUUCUCGCGCGCCCGCUGAUCCCUGCGAGCGCCUCUUGUGCCUAAUCCACGGCCGGCGGCGGCGGCGGCACUCGUGGGGAUUCGGCCGCGCGCAAGUAGGCGAGCGCGGGCCCGCGGGCGCGCAGUCGCUCGCGCGGCGCCAGACCGGGGCAGCCAGCCGCCAGCAUGAACGCGUCCGAGUCGCAGCAGAACCUGCUGAACAGCGAGCAGCGCGCGACCAGCGUGGUCUCGCUCAGCGCCCCGGCCGAGUACAUCCUCGGCCCGGUGGAGAAGCACUUUCUGCUCAGCGCCGAGCGCGGCGACUGCGCCACCGUGCGCCGCCUGCUCGAGGAGAACAAGGACCACCCGGAGAUCCUCAACAUCGACUGCGUCGACCCGCUCAACCGCUCGGCCCUCAUCGCCGCCAUCGAGAACGAAAACAUCGACCUGAUCUACCUGCUCCUCGAGAUGGGAAUCAGUGUCAAGGACUCGCUGCUGCACGCCAUCAAGGAGGAGUACGUGGAGGCGGUGGAGGUGCUGCUCGAGCACGAGGAGAAGAGCCACAAGUCCGGCCAACCGUACAGCUGGGAGGCGGUGGACCGCUCGGCCAGCAACUUCACGCCCGACAUCACGCCGCUGGUGCUGGCCGCCCACAUGAACAACUACGAGAUCCUGAAGAUCCUGCUGGACCGCGGCGCCACGCUGCCCACGCCGCACGACGUGCGCUGCGGCUGCGACGAGUGCGUGACCUCCAGCGAGACGGACUCGCUGCGCCACUCGCAGGCGCGCAUCAACGCCUACCGCGCGCUCACCUCCUCGUCGCUGAUCGCGCUGUCGUCGCGCGACCCCCUGCUCACCGCCUUCGAGCUGUCCUGGGAGCUGCGCCGCCUGAGCCGCAUGGAGCAGGAGUUCCGCUCCGAGUACAACGAGAUGCGCGAGGGCGUGCAGGUGUUCGCCACCUCGCUGCUGGACCACGCGCGCACCAGCUACGAGCUCGAGAUCAUGCUCAACUUCAACCCCACGGGCGAGGCCUGGGAGCCCGGCGAGCGCCAGACCCUGGAGCGCCUCAAGCUCGCCAUCAAGUACAAGCAGAAGCAGUUCGUCGCGCACCCCAACGUGCAGCAGCUGCUGGCCAAGAUCUGGUACGACGGCCUGCCGGGCUUCCGUCGCCUCAGCAUGGUGGGCCAGCUGGUCGAGGUGGGCAAGCUGGGCGCCCAGUUCCCCGUCUACAGCACCAUCUACAUGCUGGCGCCCGCCUCGCCCAAGGCCCUCUUCAUGAAGAAGCCCUUCGUCAAGUUCAUCUGCCACUCGUCCUCCUACCUGGUCUUCCUCAUGCUGCUGGGCGCCGCCUCGCAGCGCAUCGAGUACUUGGCCAUCGAGCUCUUCGGCACGGAGUGGAUGCGCGAGGUGCUCGCCGGCUGGAAGCGCAGGGAGCGCGGCUGCCUGCCCGGCCUGGUCGAGUCCGGCGUCGUCAUCUACGUGAUAAGUAUAGUCGUGGGCGAGGUGCGCUCGCUGUGGUCGGACGGCCUGCUGGAGUACAUCUCCGACCUGUGGAACAUCGUCGACUUCAUCCAGAACGUCUUCUACGUGAUCUGGCUGUGCAUGCGCGCGACCUCGUGGUUCAUCGUCAUGAGGGAGUACUGGUCCGGCGAGGAUCCCUGGUACCCCCGCGACCACUGGUCGGACUUCGAGCCGAUGCUGCUGUCGGAGGGCGCCUUCGGCGCCGCGAUGAUUUUCAGAUCUCGCUCGGCCGGAUGAUCAUCGACAUCAUCAAGUUCUUCUUCAUCUACACCCUCGUGCUGUUCGCCUUCGGCUGCGGCAUGAACCAGCUGCUGUGGUACUACGCCGACCUGGAGAAGAACAAGUGCUACCACCUGCCGAGCGGCCUGCCGGACUUCGACAACAACGAGAAGGCCUGCUCGACGUGGCGGAGAUUCGCCAACCUGUUCGAGACGUCGCAGUCGCUGUUCUGGGCGAGCUUCGGCAUGGUGGACCUCAUGUCGUUCGACCUCACGGGCAUCAAGAGCUUCACGCGCUUCUGGGCCCUGCUCAUGUUCGGCUCCUACUCGGUCAUCAACAUCAUCGUGCUGCUCAACAUGCUCAUCGCCAUGAUGUCCAACUCCUACCAGAUAAUCUCGGAAAGGGCGGAUACCGAGUGGAAAUUCGCGCGGAGUCACUUGUGGAUGAGCUACUUCGAGGACGGCGACACGGUGCCGCCGCCCUUCAACAUGAUACCCACCGCCAAGACCUUCGACCGGAUCGUCAAGUGCGGGAAGACGGGCAAGCCGACUCGCUCCAUCAUCAAAAAGUCGCGCGAUAAGGCGCAGGAGCGCCACGACACGGUCAUGCGACUGCUGAUCCGUCGCUACGUGACCACCGAGCAGAGCAAAACCGACGACUUCGGCAUAACCGAGGACGACGUCAUGGAGAUCCGGCAGGACAUCUCCACCCUCCGCUACGAGCUGAUCGACAUCCUGCGCCAGAACGGCAUGAAGACGCCCGAGGUCGACAAGGGAGACUCCUCUCUGUCGGGCAAGAAGGGCCGCGUGAUGGAGCGCCGCCUGCAGAAGGACUUCCAGAUCGGACCCAUCGAGGGCAUCGUCAGCUCGGUCAUCAGCCAGGGCGAGAAGGCGCCCAAGGACGUCUUCAGCCAGAUCGCCAAGGCGAUCGGGCGCAAGUCGAGCGAGACCAAGAAGAAGGACUGGAACGCGAUGGUGCGCCAGAACACCACGGCGCGCGACCCCAUCGGCAGCAGCACCGACGCCCUCGAGAAGCAGCACCGUCGCAGCAUGCGCAGGCACCUGCAGCACCAGGCCCACUCGGUCCUCGAGUCUCUCGACCCGCAGCGCCUCGUCGAGUACAAUCCCGCGCUCUCCGAGGUGUCCGCCACCACGAGGAUCGCCUACGCCAAGUUCAUGCUCAGGAGGCCGCAGAGGCAGGAGCCCGAGGAAGAGGCUGGCGAGGGCGGCGGAGCAGGGGAGAAGAGCAAACGCGAGAGUCAGCGCGUGAAAAUAGCCGAGCCGCCCAAGGCAGGAGAGGCGCCGGACAAGCCGUCGGCGGGACCCGCGCGGGCACUGAGCACCGCCAGCAGAAAGUCGCUGUCCAAGGCGGUCAGCCAGGAGAGGGACAAGCGGCCGGCGGCGGCCGCGAGCGUCAAGGCGAGCCUCGAGGCCAAGCCGUCGGCGGAGGCCCGCGCGGCCGCGCCGUCGCCCAUCCCCGAGGAGCCCGAGGCCGGCAAGGACGCGGUCGCGCCGUCCACGCUCAAGAAGCUGCCGUCCAAGGACGAGAAGGCGGCGAAGCCACAGCCCGCCCCGGUCGCCUCCUUGGCCGGGCCGCCCAUGGAGACCACCCAGGCCAGGGGCCGGUCCAAGGCCACCGGCCAGAUCGUCGGCGGCUGGAUCUGAGCGCUCGCUCCUCGCGCAGACUCUGCGCAAACUCUUGUACCGCUUCAUCAAUAAAAGCUCAGUUUUCCAACAAAGCACCGACAUUGCGCUCGUCCCGCCCGCCGCGACUCCCGCCGCGACUCCCGCCGGACGCGCACGGCCCGAGGAUCGCGCUCAGCAACUUCCUGCAACAGUCGGGCCGGCCGUUGGAGCGGGUCUCGGUGGCGAGCGCCGCCG